AUGGAAACUGUUCAUUUUAUUUUUCUUGUAUUGUCCUUUCUUAUAUGUAAAUGCUAUUCUCAAAAUUAUGAUAAAGAAAAUUUGAAAAAACUAACAGAAUACCGUCAACAACACAGGAAAACAGUGGAUGGCCGGUUAUGCGCUGCGGCGUUUGUGCAAGAUGAUCAGACAUACACAGACUGUACAAAAGCGACGGAUCCUAACGGAAUAACUGGAAAAGAUUGGUGUUAUGUAGAAGUCCAGUUAAUAGGCAAGGGUAACAGAGAUUGGGAUUAUUGUAAAGGAGUAAUUAAUUAUGAUGUUGUAAGGUCAAAAGCUCGAACAUUUUUUCAAGCGAAAUCAAAUGAGUUAAGUAGUGCUGUUACAAAAUUAGAUGUUGAACACAAGAAAUUAGGAGGUAUAUAUGAGAAAUAUCAAGAAAUAUGUGGAGCUACAUCAGAGUUAUUAAAAAAGAAAAUUCAAGAAAUUAAUGACAUAGCUAAAAUAUCGAGUAGAAAUAUAAAUAAGUUAUUAUUACAAGCAUCAUCUAUUAGUGAUACAGAAACCAAAAUGUAUGAACUAGAAGAUGAAGUAGACAAGAAUAGAAAAGCAUUUCUGGAAAACAAAAAAAAUUGUUCUGUAUUAAAAGGAUAUGCUGUUGAAGAUAGAGCUGAUGGACUAAUUGGUAGCUACUAUGACAAUGCUUAUUUUUCAGGAUAUCCUGUAUCAAUUAAUACUGAUAAAUAUAUAAAUUAUAUUUGGGAUACAGGUAUACCGAUAGAAAAUAUUCCUUAUCAACACUUUUCUGUUAGAUGGGAUGGAUAUUUAAAAAUUCCUCAAACAGGUAACUAUAUUAUAACUAUUGAACAUGACUGUGGCGUAAGAAUAUUUUUGGAUAAUUCUCCAAUAAUAGUGAGUAAUAUGCCAUAUCCAAAAGAAGAUGAAUCAGAAGAGAUGAAACCAAUAUCUGUUCUUCCUAUCGAAAAAAUAAAUGCUAAGGUACAUAAAAUUAGUUCAGAAAAAUUAGGAUUAAUUGGAGGAAAGAAAUACAAAUUUCGUAUAGAAUAUUUUCACUUAAGUAGUAUUAAAUAUGAAAAUCCUGACAAUGCUCAUAUUAUUAUAUAUUGGAAAUCUGAUAAUAUAGUAGAGGAAAUUAUUCCAACAAAUUAUUUUUUCCAAGGUAACGUAACCAGCCCAUUAAGAAUUAGUGAACUAAGAGGUAAUGAAUAUGAAAUUAUUUUCCUUGAAAAUGGGGUGUAUGCUUUUAUGAAUUCAUUAGAUUUCAUAGUUACUGAUAUCCCUACUAUUUAUGAAAGAUCAAAAGCUAUCCGUACUUUGUCUGAUCCUAAUAAAAAUACCAUUCGAUUCAGAAUAAAUGCAUACAGUACUGCCUACAUUGCUAUACCAAAGGAAGAAAAGGAAAUUCCCCUUAACGAUGUAUCUAAAAAGAAUUUCGUAAAUACGAAAGAGACCUUAUCCAUAUAUCAAGUACAAGAAGCAAAUACUAACGCAACUGAACAAAAAAUAUAUAAUGUAUUCUCGUCUGAAUACUACGAGGGAGAAGUAAUAAUAAAAUUACAGAAACCAACGCCAUUUCUUAUAUUCAUGCAGCAAAAGGAAUUAAGAUCUACAGACAUUUGUAGAGGAUAUAUACAAGCAGUUUCGCUAACAAAUUCAGCUUAUUUUAAUUCUUGUUAUACCUCUUCUUAUGAAUCCAAAAAAUUUGAUUGUAAUGCUGGUUUUAGUGGAGAUAAUCAUGAAAAGGAAUAUUCAACAUGGAAAACAGCUUCAAAUAAAUCAUUAGGACAAUAUGUAAGCAUCAAUUUUAACUACGAUAUGGAUAUAUAUUCAUUUACUUUCAAAACGUUAAAUUCGACAGAAAAUGCAAUUACAGAACUAUCCUUAUAUUUUCCUAACACGAAGAAUCCUGAAACGUUUACAAUAUCUUUAGGACAUCAUCAUUACAAGCUGAAGACACCUAUAAAAACAAAAACGAUAAAAGCUGUUAUAUCUAAAGUAAAUGAUCCAAAAAGUCAGAGUGGUGGAAAUAUUGCUUUUUAUGGUAUCCCAUGUAUAGACUCAAAAAAUCAGCAAAUUAAUAUAGAAAAAAAAAAUCAGUACGAAAUUAAUAUUUUUUUUAGAAGUAAGAAUGUUAACAUAUUAACAAAACCAUUAAAUUGGCUCAUAGAUAGUGGAAUGAAAAAACAAGUGCAUGGAAAUUUUAAAUACGGCUGGGAAAAAUUACCUACAUCAAUAGAGUCAGAAAAUUUAGACAAAAAAGAUUUAUCACAUGCAGGUAUAUCAUUCCUCCCUUUAGAAUGUAAAAUUAAUGAAGCUUGUGAUACUUUGAAUACUUGGUCAAUUGACUUAUUACACGAAGGAACGUAUUACAUAUCUAUAGAAAUCGGCUCCCCAUCCGGAAGACAAGAAUUAAAUUCAAUUAAAGUAAAUGGUGAAGUAUUUAUAAAUAACAUUUUCUUGAAACCUAAGCAGUACACAAAAGUUAGCGCUGAAGUUAAUAUAACAAAAAAUAAAAUAGUACAAAUUUCUACAAACACGAAUACGGUAAUCCAAUCCGUACAACUUUUAUUCCUGCAUAAUUAA
Messenger RNA from Plasmodium malariae, 2583 nucleotides. RefSeq names its product LCCL domain-containing protein (gene LAP5). The record is from RefSeq and is a predicted model, not a curated record. The transcript has 2 exons. The coding region runs from base 1 to 2583 and encodes 860 amino acids. NCBI's taxonomy places the organism in Eukaryota, Apicomplexa, Aconoidasida, Haemosporida, Plasmodiidae.